Molecule: messenger RNA, 1655 nt
Organism: Oncorhynchus tshawytscha (Chinook salmon)
Lineage: Eukaryota; Metazoa; Chordata; Actinopteri; Salmoniformes; Salmonidae
Product: forkhead box protein D1
Exons: 1
Coding region: 362-1366 (334 amino acids)
Biological process (GO): cell differentiation; anatomical structure morphogenesis; regulation of transcription by RNA polymerase II
Molecular function (GO): DNA-binding transcription factor activity, RNA polymerase II-specific; RNA polymerase II cis-regulatory region sequence-specific DNA binding
Source: RefSeq, a predicted model, not a curated record
GUGCCAUUGUGUGUUGGACAUAAAGUUGUCUAAUGGCCUAUGCUUUAUUCCAUACGUUAGUUCUCUCCAAGAUCAAAAACACGUUUGUAGGCCUAAUGGUUGUUGUGACUGCUUGUGAUGGAUGUUUACGUUAGUAAGUCUUUGUCGUAAUUAUUUUCAGGACUGAGGAGGAAGAGCAGCAGGAGGAGGGGGGUGAAAAGUAUUUUGGUGCAGCUGGGUUUUCUUUUUCUUUUUUGUUAAUGAAAAGCGAAGAGGCAGGAGGCAGGCCCGUCGCGUGUGUCGGCUCUGGCUGGUGUCCGACCCGAGGCUCAUCAUCUCGCCUGUUGGCGCAUGCAGGUGGCACCGGACCCGCGAGAGGAUUAUGACCCUGGAAGGAGAGCUCGAACUCAUGGAGAGGGCAGAUGCCGACGUGGAUGGAAAAGGGAACAAAGCUACACGGAACGAGGGGUAUGUAUCAUUAACCAAAGAAGACGGGGCCGAUUUGGAGCAGCAAGGCGCUGCGUCCUUGUCUCCAAAACAGCCAGCGAAGGAUACGGAGGAUGAGGGUGAAUUUACGCCGAACUGCACAGAGAGAAUCGCUGCCUCGGUGAAACCUCCGUACUCCUACAUCGCUCUUAUCACCAUGGCAAUCCUCCAGAGCCCGAAGAAAAGACUGACUCUCUCGGAGAUAUGUGACUUCAUCAGCCAGCGCUUCACGUAUUACGGGGAGAGGUUCCCGGCGUGGCAGAACUCCAUCCGCCACAACUUGUCCCUCAACGACUGCUUCGUCAAAAUGCCCCGGGAGCCCGGUAACCCCGGAAAGGGGAACUACUGGACGUUAGACCCUAUGUCGUCUCAUAUGUUCGAGAACGGGAGCUUCCUACGGCGGAGGAAACGUUUCAAACGGCAGAAUUACCGAUUUGGGAUGAUGGACACCCGGUGCCCGCUCGAGCGCAGCAGCAUGCUCCCUGGAUUUUCGUUCUACGGGACGAACGGAAUAGGGCCGUGUCAUUUUCAGGUACCCGGUUUGGAAUUGUACCGUCACUUGGGCAUCGAACAUCAUUCUGUUUCUAACCAAAGCAUCCCACCAGUGAGCAGCAUCUUGCCCGCGCUCUCCUCACUUCUAUCAAGGAAUUCGAACGUUGUCCAAAAGACAUUUCUUCCACAUCCGUCUCUUAGCUUUGAGAAUUUCGAAACGACGCGCCGCUCAGCCUCGACAGUGGGCCAAGCUUUGGUCCCCGGAUCUUCAUUUCUGUCCCCGGCUUCGCUCCAUUCAAUGGGCGCUCCGCAUCUCUGGAGCUUUCAUCCCGAGUACCACAAACUACGCUCUCUCCCCACCUCCAGCCGUAUAGCAAAUGAACUCUUGCAGCAACUUGGUGACAAAUAGCUUAAUCAAUAGUGUUUUCUGUAUUGACGAGGAUUCAUCAGGGAAAACCACCUUUCAUAGAUUUGUAUCUAUUCAAUUAAACAAAUGCUUCAAAUGAAAAAAAUAUGUUUUAAAGAUGUGUCAAUUGAGUCAACAUUUUUAACAAUGUUAGUGACCAACCCCAAAAAUAUGUUUUAAAGAUGUGUCAAUUGAGUCAACAUUUUUAACAAUGUUAGUGACCAACCCCAAAAAUAUGUUUUAAAGAUGUGUCAAUUGAGUCAACAUUUUUAACAAUGUUAGUGACCAACCC